AUGGCAGAUCACGACGACCUGGUGGUGCAGUUCUGCGAGCUAACUGGAGCCAGUGCAGACAGGGCUACUCAAUACCUCACGGCUAGCAAAUGGGACAUCUCUUCGGCCGUUGCCUCGUUCUUCGCCGAUGACGAGGAAGAAGCCGAAGAACCAGCUGCUGGCUCGUCCUCCCAGGCCACCGCCCCCCAAGAUUACACUGGCCCCCGAACCCUCGACGGCCGUCCAGCCCCAAAGUCCGCUGUCCAGCCCUCCGGUUCCUCUAAGAAGCCCGUCAAGAAGAAGGGUCUGGCCACCCUGGGCUCCCUGCGUAGUGGUUCUGGCCAUGAUCACGAUGAAGAUGAUGACGACGACGACAACGAUGAUGAUUCGGAUCGCAAGGGCCCCCGCGACUUGUUUGCUGGUGGUGAGAAGUCUGGUCUGGCUGUUCAAGAUCCCGCGCGCCACAGUGCCGAUCCUGAGCGCGUCAUCAAGGAUAUUCUAGCCAAGGCAAAGGCCAAUGCCAAGCGCGCGACCAGCGAGGAGGAAACCCCCGGUCCAUCUCGUUCUUCCAACUUCCGCGGCGGAGGUGUCACAGUCGGUGGCGAGGGUACUGAAUCUCGUCGUAUCCCCGAUCCUCGCGGGCCCCCAGCGCGGGAGGAGCUUCCUACCGUGACACGAACCCUUCAUCUUUGGCGCGAUGGUUUCUCUAUUGAGGAUGGCCCUCUGCGCCGCUAUUCGGAUCCUGAGCACGCCAUGGACCUCCAGAUGAUCCGAUCUGGCCGAGCCCCGCUUCACCUCAUGGAUGUUGAGCACGGUCAGCGGUGCGAUGUGAGGCUGCAGCAACACGAGGAGGACUGGCAUCAGCUGCCACGGAUCUACCGACCCUUCGCAGGCCAGGGGCGACGACUGGGAAGCCCCGUACCUGGUGCUGGUAGUGGCCCAUCGACACCUGCGGAGGCUGCCCCCGCCCCCAGCGUUGCGACGGCCCCUGCUGCACCUGCAGCCCCGUCCAACGUCGACAACAGCCAGCCUACCGUUGCUAUUCGCUUCCAGCUGCCCGACGGGUCCCGUCUUCCCGCCCGAUUCAACCUCAGCAACACCAUCGACGAUCUUUACCAGUUUGCUAGCAACACAUCACCUGAGAUGAGGUCUCGUAGCUUCAUCAUCCAGUCGACCUUCCCAAGCAAGGACCAUAUCGAUCGGGAACAGAAGCUGGAGGACAUUGAUGCCUUCAAGAGGGGCGGAAUUGCCGUCGUGAAGUGGGCCUAA
This is a messenger RNA of Cryphonectria parasitica EP155, 1248 nucleotides long. RefSeq names its product SEP-domain-containing protein. The transcript is spliced from 3 exons. NCBI's taxonomy places the organism in Eukaryota, Fungi, Ascomycota, Sordariomycetes, Diaporthales, Cryphonectriaceae. Gene Ontology annotation, biological process: autophagosome assembly; Golgi organization; membrane fusion. The record is from RefSeq and is a predicted model, not a curated record. Gene Ontology annotation, molecular function: ubiquitin binding. Gene Ontology annotation, cellular component: cytosol; nucleus. The coding region runs from base 1 to 1248 and encodes 415 amino acids.